AUGAGCACCCAACAACGCCGGUCUGUGGGCCAGGAGCCUGUCAUGUCUGUUCUACCAGACGGCGAUAUUCCAUACGACCCAACACACACGUUCGAUGCCGACGAGGAGGCACUGGCUGCGCUUGGUUACAAGUCCGAGUUCAAGCGCGAAUUCUCCCUCUUCACUACCUUUUGUGUUAGCUUUGCCAUCUUGGGUCUGCUCCCGAGUUUUGCCUCGACGCUUUACUAUGGUAUGGGGUAUGCAGGGACCGCAGGUAUGACGUGGGGAUGGCCCUUGGCUAUGAUUGGCAUUCAGUGCAUAGCCAUGGGCAUGGCCGAGCUGUGUAGCAGUAUGCCUACGAGUGGUGGUUUGUACUAUGCAUCUGCUGUACUGGCUCCAGAUCACUGGGGCACCGUCCGGCAAGUACCCCCUUUACAUUUUGGGUCUACAAUUGGGACAUGGAUUGACUUUCGAGCAGUCAACUACGGAGCUUCGGCUAUGAUACUUGCCGCCGCCAGUAUCAACGAUCCGUCGUAUGUACCAACCGAGUGGCAGACCUUCCUCCUUACCGUCCUUCUCAUGAUCAUUCAUGCCGCCCUCUCAUCUAUGCCAACUCGAUGGCUUGCAACGUUCAACUCUAUAGGCUCGACAUUCAACUUCAUCGCCCUUAUCAUCGUCAUCAUCAUGAUUCCAGCGGGAACUGAUCGCGAGGAACGCGGCCUCCCCCGCUUUACCCCAUCAAGCGAGGUCUGGGGUACCAUCUACGAAGGUACAGCUUUCCCACCCGGUAUCUCCGUUUUGAUGAGCUUCAUCGGUGUCAUUUGGACCAUGUCGGGUUACGACGCGGCGUUCCAUCUGGCAGAGGAGUGCUCAAACGCGAACAUCGCUUCUCCACGCGCUAUCGUCAUGACGGCUGCUACCGGUGGUCUUUUCGGCUGGUUUCUACAGCUCGUGGUUGCGUACACGGUCGUUGACGUUGGAGCUGUCCUACAGUCCGAUCUAGGCCAGCCUUUCGCUGCAUACCUCAUGCAAUGCAUGUCCAAGAAGUUGACACUGGCAAUCCUCGCAAUGACUGUCAUGGCGGCCUUUUCCAUGGGUCAGGGAUGCAUGAUUGCAGCGAGUAGAGUAACAUUCGCCUACGCACGUGAUGAUUGCUUCCCGCUUUCGAAAUACUGGAAGCGAGUGAACAAGCACACACAGACACCCGUGAAUGCUGUGUGGUUCAAUUGUGCGAUUGGCAUUUGCUGCUUGCUCCUUAUCUUUGGGGGUCAGUUGGCUAUUGGUGCUUUGUUCUCCAUCGGCGCUAUUGCGGCUUUUGUCGCUUUCUCAAUCCCCAUUUUCAUUCGCGUCGCUUUCGUGGGAAAGAACUUCCGUCCCGGUCCAUGGCAUUUGGGCAAAUGGUCCACGCUUAUUGGUACCAUUGGGUGCUCUUUCGUCUUGCUCAUGAUUCCUAUUCUGUGCUUCCCCAGCACCACUGGAGCUGAACUCACCGCAAAAGGUAUGAACUGGACGUGUGUCGUCUACGGCGGCCCAAUGCUCUUUGUCACGAUUUGGUGGUUCGUCUCGGCGCACAAGUGGUUCAAGGGCCCCAAGGUGAACAUCGAACAUAUGAUGUUGGGACAGCAUGUUGUUAUCUCGGGUCAGGCUGUGUCAGUCCAUAGCAAGGAUGAGAGUGGCUCUGAAGGCGAGGCCGUGAUCGACAAGGGUAUCAAGUCGUGA
This is a messenger RNA of Pyrenophora tritici-repentis Pt-1C-BFP, 1698 nucleotides long. Its product is annotated as PotE, Amino acid transporter. Gene Ontology annotation, biological process: transmembrane transport. Gene Ontology annotation, cellular component: membrane. Gene Ontology annotation, molecular function: transmembrane transporter activity. Lineage: Eukaryota; Fungi; Ascomycota; Dothideomycetes; Pleosporales; Pleosporaceae. The record is from RefSeq and is a predicted model, not a curated record.